Vicia villosa (hairy vetch) is the source of this 1083-nucleotide messenger RNA. Its product is annotated as protein DEHYDRATION-INDUCED 19-like. The transcript is spliced from 5 exons. Bases 128 to 829 code for a protein of 233 amino acids. Lineage: Eukaryota; Viridiplantae; Streptophyta; Magnoliopsida; Fabales; Fabaceae. The record is from RefSeq and is a predicted model, not a curated record.
GAACGUGUUUUUGGGUCGCUGUGUUUGUCUCUGAGAAAUUAGUUACGAACAAGAACAGAAGCAACCAGCACCUCAAUCUCAAUCUUCAAUCUUCACUUUCAUCUCAGAUUGAGAUUCAAUUUCAUUCAUGGACUCUGAUUCUUCUUCUCUUUGGAACUCUCUUCUAUCCUUUUCCACCCUCACUUCCUCCAAAUCCUAUCUCUCCGCUCUUCAAUCUCGAUCAGAUAUGUUUAUGGAUGGUUUUGAUGAAAAUGAUAUCGAGGAUGAAGAUGAUGAUGUAAAGGAGGAGUUUUUAUGUCCCUUUUGUUCUGAGUAUUUUGAUAUUGUUGGGUUGUGUUGCCACAUUGAUGAAGAGCAUCCUGUUGAAGCAAAAAAUGGGGUUUGUCCCGUUUGUGCAUUGAGGGUGGGGGUUGAUAUGGUUGCACACAUUGCCCUACAACAUGGAAGCAUACUUAAGGUGCAGCGAAAGAGGAAAUCACGGAAAGGUGGAUCUUAUUCAACACUAUCAUUAUUGAGGAAGGAACUGCGAGAAGGAAAUUUGCAAUCCCUUUUGGGAGGGUCUUCAUUUACACUGUCAUCGUCUAAUGCAGCCCCUGAUCCAUUGUUAUCAUCAUUUAUAUUGCCUGUAGCUGAUGAAUUAUCCAGUUCUCAGAGUCAACCUAACUUUAUUACUGGGACAAGGCAAUCCAGAAAAAGCACAGAUGAGACUCUAUCAAAAAAAAAAGUGGAGACACCUACCUUGUCAGUCAAGGAUAAGGAAGAAAAAGAAAAAAGAUGCGAGUUUGUUCAAGGGCUAUUGAUGUCCACCUUCCUUGAUGACAUUCCAUGAAGGAAAAUCUAUGGUGAUGAUUGCUUGUUGCUGCAGCGAUGUCGAGCUUCUUCAUCACACAUGCGAUCCCUACAUCCUAUGGUAAUGCUUAGUAAAGUUGUGAAUGUAUUUGAUCGUAGUGAAAUAAGAUGUGGAGAAUGUAUGUAAUUUAUGUUGUAUGUGAACUGAAGUUUGGAGUUCAAAUGCUUCAUGUGUUGUUUAAUUUCAGACCAUCAAUAUUGAAUGAAAAUAGAGAAAGUUACUUUCCUACUGUA